AUGAUGUGUUUUAUUACUGUUGAAUAUAUAGUGUUGUCAUUUUGUGUUUCAUCUGUAUUUCAAUUAGGUUUUCUGCUGCUUCUUUGGGGUAGUAAAUUCACUUUAUUUGAAAAGAUGUUUGUUAAAUGUCAGUAUAGUUUAUGUCUUCAGUUGUUAGUGUGUGUCUGCAUAAGAAAGCAAUAUAUUUGUCCCUCUGGAGAUAAUAAAAAAUGGCAACAAAGCAAUG
Candidula unifasciata is the source of this 226-nucleotide messenger RNA. The record is from the annotation of a GenBank genome assembly. Lineage: Eukaryota; Metazoa; Mollusca; Gastropoda; Stylommatophora; Geomitridae.